CACACACAUCCUUAUAACCUAAAUAAAUACUCCCAUCCACACCAAAAAAGAUUAGAAUCGCCCCACUUCCUCUUCCUCUUCCUCUUCCUCAUGGAGACAUUAAAUCUGGUAUAUCUCCCACUCAUAUACGCCCUCUACAUUUUGACAAAACACUUAUUCCACAAGCUCCAAAAGCUUCCCCCCACCCCCCUCCUCUCCCUCCCCCUCCUCGGCCACCUCCCCCUCCUCAAAAAGCCCCUCUACCGCUCCCUGGCCCGCAUCUCCGCCUCCUACGGCCCGGUCGUCCUCCUCCAGUUCGGCUCCCGCCGCGUCCUCGUCGUCUCCUCCCCCUCCGCCGCCGAGGACUGCCUCUCCAAGAACGACGUCGUCUUCGCCAACCGCCCCCGCCUCCUGGCCGGCAAACACAUCGGCUACAACUACACCUCCCUCGCCUGGACCUCCUACGGCGACCACUGGCGAAACCUGCGCAAGGUUUCAUCCAUUGAAGUUCUGUCAGCUCACAGGCUGCAGCUGCUGCACGGAAUUAGGGCUGAUGAGGUUCGGACCAUGGUUCGGGCCCUGGGGCGGGCCGCGGCGGAGCGGAGGCCCGUCGACAUGAAGGCCACCUUCUUCGAGCUCACCAUGAACGUCAUGAUGCGGAUGAUCGCCGGGAAGAGGUACUACGGCGAGAACGUGGACGACGUGGAGGAGGCGCGCCGCUUCAGGGAGAUCGUCAGGGAGACGCUGCGCCUCGCCACGUCGCACGUGGGGGACUUCGUGCCGCUGCUGCGGUGGCUGCGGGUGGGCCGCGUGGAGGAGGGGAUGGUGGAGCUGCAGCGGAAGAGGAAUGUGUUUAUGCAGGAGCUCGUGGAGGAGCGGAAGAGGAGCUUCAGGAGUUACGGCGCCGCCGCCGAGGAGGAAGGGAGGAUGAAGACGAUGAUUGAAAUGCUGCUCGCAUUGCAGGAGAAGGAGCCUGACUAUUACACUGAUGCUGUCAUUAGAAGCUUAAUGCUGGUGAUGCUAAUCGCCGGCACCGACACAUCCGCCGGAACGAUGGAAUGGGCUCUGUCUCUCCUCCUCAACAACCCCCACGCCCUCCGCAGGGCCCAAGCCGAGAUCGACGACCGCGUGGGCCACGGCCGCCUCCUCGACGAGGCCGACAUCGCGGAGCUCCCGUACCUCCGGUGCGUCAUCAACGAGACGCUGCGCAUGUUCCCCGCCGGCCCGCUGCUGAUCCCGCACGAGUCCUCGGACGAGUGCGUGGUCGGGGGCUACCGCGUUCCCGCCGGCACGAUGCUGCUGGUGAACGCGUGGGCCAUGCACAACGACCCCAAGAACUGGGACGAGCCCCGCGAGUUCAGGCCGGAGCGGUUCGAGAAGCUCGACGGCUACCGCGACGGGUUCAGGCUCAUGCCGUUUGGCGCCGGAAGGCGCGGCUGCCCCGGGGAGCCCCUGGCCGUGCGCAUGGUGGGGUUGGGGCUGGGGACGCUUAUUCAGUGCUUCGAUUGGGAGAGGCUCGGUAAGGAGCUGGUUGAUAUGAGUGAGGGCGCGGGGUUGUCGAUGCCCAGGGCCACGCCGUUGAUGGCGUAUUGCAGAGCCCGGCCUGCUGCGGCCGGCCUUCUCGCUACUAUCUAAAUACUGCACACUCAAUCAUUACUCCUAAUUAUGUGCAAUAGUCUGCGAGUCACACAAGAAUGAUAAUAUAUAUCACCGGUAGAAAUAUGGAUACUCUUUCUCCACUUGCGAGAUUAGAGAAUCCAAGUAGUAUAUUAGUGAAGAGUGGCUAUAUAUAUAUAUAUAUACAUACACAUUCGUGUUCAUUACUAUAUUUUUGUGUUUUUUUACUUGAGCUAGCAUUUAUUUCUAGUGAUUUUGUUCAAAUCAUUGGUGUACUCACUCUAGUCUUCUAUUUAAAAUAAUUAUAAAUUUAUUAUUUAUUCUAUA
This is a messenger RNA of Salvia miltiorrhiza (redroot sage), 1923 nucleotides long. Its product is annotated as cytochrome P450 81Q32-like. Lineage: Eukaryota; Viridiplantae; Streptophyta; Magnoliopsida; Lamiales; Lamiaceae. The transcript has 2 exons. The record is from RefSeq and is a predicted model, not a curated record. The coding region runs from base 91 to 1614 and encodes 507 amino acids. Gene Ontology annotation, molecular function: monooxygenase activity; oxidoreductase activity, acting on paired donors, with incorporation or reduction of molecular oxygen; iron ion binding.